AUGACUUACCAAUAUCUAAUGUCUCCAGAUGGACCUCUAAUAUUUGGAGACCGUACGGAAAACACAAUUGUUGGUUUUUGUUUAUUAGUUGUUGUUCUUCUACUUUAUUAUCUUAUUCGACGAUCUCAAGCGAAAACUCGAUCAAAUGAAAACACUAAUCGAUUUCGUAAACGUGAUAAAGUUCUUCAUUAUGGAAAAAGAUUUCUUCGAACAAUGCGAUCAUACUCGUCAACAGCUCGAAACCGUAUUCGACGUAAAACAAAAAGAUCUCAUCAACAAAGAACACCAUCCGAAUUAACCUACACAUUACCACGUAAACCUCCUGAAUUUUUACUUGAUACUGAUGGUGACACAACAACUACAUCAAAUCAAUGUCAGAUUCCAGCUGAAAUACUUUAUUUAUUAAAAAGUGUCAAGGUUUUUGGUCAUUUUGAACGUCCAAUUUUUCUUGAAUUGUGCAGGUCUUUGGAAAGUAAAAUAGUUCUUGCUGGUGCUUAUCUUUUUCGCAUUGGAGAUGCUGAUGAUAGUUUAUAUGUUGUACAAAAAGGACUUUUACAUGUAUUUAUAACUGAUGAAAGACAUCAUCGACAUUUAAUAAAAGAAUGUGUUGAAAGUGAUACAGUUUUUUCUCUGUUAAGUAUGGUCGAUGUAAUGACUGGUCACAGUAAACCAUUUAAAACUGUUAGUUGCAAAGCAAUUGAAGAUAGUGUUGUACUUAAAUUACCAGCUGCAGCUUUUCUUAAUGUAUUCAAAGAAUAUCCUGAAUGUAUGGUUCGAAUUAUUCAAAUAUUGAUGAUUCGACUUCAACGUGUAACAUUUCUUGCACUUCAUAAUUAUUUGGGUUUAACAACUGAAUUAACUCAUUCACAUUAUGUCCCUCCACAAGAUCAAACCAUGCAUGAUACACAAAAUAAUCAUUAUAAACGAAAUCAUCAACGAAUUAAUACUCAUUCUACAAGCGUUCCUUAUGCAACAACGAUUUCAAUUGAUACAUUAAGUAAUACGCAAAAUGAUUUAAUUGAUAAUGAAAAUUUUCGAUCAUUAACAUCUAUUCCAACUACAUCGAAUAAUUCACCAUCAUCGACUCAAACUGAUAUAGCAACGAUACCUGAAAUGGAUGAUAAUAAAAAUGGAUUUGACAAUAUCGAAGCAUCAUCAAGUACUGAACAAACAGCAUCUAUUCAGAUAUCAACACAAAAACUUUCAAAGACUUUUUCUAAUCAACGAUCAAUGAGUGCUAUUGAAGAUCAUCAUAUGAAACCAGAUUUUGAAGAAGCAGCAGCACGCGCUCGUGUUAAAAAUUCAUUAGAUACAACAUUCUUUCAAAAACAUAAAAUAAGUUAUCCAAAUGUAUCAAAUAAUCGAGCAACGAAUUCAUCUGCUUCACGACGACGAACAAGUUUUUCUGAUCCUGAAUCCGCAAAUAUUUAUGCACGAUCAUUAGGAUCAGGCAGUGACAGUGGUGGAAGUGAAUAUAAUGAAGGAAUUGAUGAUUCCGAUCUUCAAAGUGAAUGGCCACAAAUUCGAAAAGCUUUAGCAACAGCACUUGGUUUUGAAGGAGAUUUAGCAUUACUCGAUACUAAAGCUCAUUUACAUCGUUUACCUGAUAGAUAUACAUUAGUUAAAGAAGGUGAACAAUUGAAUAAAUUAUUUUUUGUUAUACAUGGUUCAAUAGCAGCUUAUAUGAAAGAAAUAAUUGGACCAAAAAAAGAACGUGUAAUGUUUACAAGUCAAACUAAUGAAAUCAGUGGUCUUGUUAGUGUUCUUACUGGUGAACCAACAUUAUUUUCAUAUCGUACUCAUGGUUUAACAGAUAUUUGUACGAUAACAAAAGAAAAUUUUUAUGAUCUUAUGCGUAUUCAGCCAAAUCUUGUUUUACCAAUAGCAGCUAUGAUGGUUCAACGGAUGUCACCAUUAGUACGUCAAAUUGAUUUUGCUCUUGAAUGGAUGCUAGUUGAAGCUGGAAAAGCUUUAUAUCGACAAGAUUAUAAACCACAAAAUGUUUAUAUUGUUCUUAAUGGUCGUGUUCGAAGUGUUUUAUUAACACAUGAUAAAAAACGACGAGAAUUAAUUGGUGAACAUGGUCGUGGAGAAAUGGUUGGUCUUAUUGAAGUCUUAAUGGAAAUGCCUAGACAAUCGACAACAAUUGCUGUUCGUGAUACGGAAUUAGCUGUGAUACCAUCUGGACUAUUGAAUUAUAUAAAAUGGCGUCAUCCACGUGUUGUUUCUCAUUUAAUUCAUGUAUUAUCACAAAAAAUCUAUGGAACUAUGCAAAAUACAUUAACAAGUCGUGUUGGUUUAGGAAUGCCGUUAGCUGAUGAUGAAUUUCAAGAACAAGCAGCAGCAUUAAAUAAAAAUUUAUCGACUGUUGCAAUUGUUGCUGCAUCUGAUGAUGUUCCACUUGAUUCAUUUACUUGUGAACUUGUUCAUAGUCUUUUAGCUAUUGGUCCAACACUUCAUUUAACACAACAAUUAAUUAUUGAUCGUUUUGGCGUUAGUGCAUUUGAAAGUAUUAAUGAUUAUCGUUUAAGUGCGUGGCUUGGUCAACAAGAAGAAUUGCACAGAAUUGUUGUCUAUCAAUGUGAUAAACAAUUAACACCAUGGACAAAACGAUCACUUCGACAAGCUGAUUGUAUUCUCAUUGUUGGUAUUGGAUGGAAAGAACCAGUAAAACGAUCGGUUGAACAUGAAAUCGAACGAAUAGCAGUUCGAGCUCAGAAAGAAUUAAUACUUCUACAUCGUAUGGGUAGUUUAAAACCAAAAGGUACAGCUGAAUGGUUAAAAGAACGUAAUUGGUGUACAUUUCAUCAUCAUGUUCGAUGUCCAGAACGUGUUUUUCAAAAUAUUAAUUUAAAAUGUUGGAAUGAUUAUACAGAUUUACUUGAACCAGAUCCAGAUCCAACAACUGAUUUUGCUCGUAUGGCUCGUUUUCUAAGUGGUACAGCUAUCGGUCUUGUCUUGGGUGGUGGUGGAGCCCGAGGUUGUGCACAUGUUGGAAUGAUUCAAGCCAUGCAUGAAGCUGGUAUACCCAUUGAUUUAAUUGGUGGAACAAGUAUCGGAGCAUUUAUGGGAGCUUUGUGGGCUGAUGAAUUAAAUAUCAAAGGUUAUGUUGAAAGGGCAAGCGCUUGGUGCAAAAAAAUGACAUCUUUUUGGAGAAAACUUCUUGAUUUAACAUAUCCAAUAACAAGCAUGUUUACAGCUACAUUUAAUGAAACUAUUGAAGAAGCUUUACUUGAUGUUCAAAUAGAAGAUUUAUGGAUUCCAUAUUUUUGUAUAACAACUGAUAUAUCAGCAUCAAAAAUGCGUGUACAUACAACAGGUACUAUAAAAAUUCUUUUAUUGAUGUUUGCUUGGCGUUAUGUACGUGCAUCGAUGACUUAUGCAUUUUAUCUUCCACCUAUGUGUGAUCCAUGUGAUGGACAUCUUCUUGUAGAUGGUUGUUAUGUGAACAAUCUUCCUGGAUCAUUGUGGCGAUAUGUUAGAGCAUCAAUGAGUCUUUCGGGUUAUUUUCCUCCAUUAUGUGAUCCCAAUGAUGGACAUUUAUUACUUGAUGGUGGAUAUGUAAAUAAUUUACCGGCGGAUGUAAUGUAUAAGCUUGGCGCACAUACUGUUCUUGCUGUUGAUGUUGGUGCACAAGAUGAACAAAAUUUUUAUAAUUUUGGUGAUCAACUUUCUGGUUGGUGGAUUUUAUAUAAACGUUGGAAUAUAUGGUCGGCACCUGUUAAAAUUCCUGAAUUAAGUGAAAUUCAAACUCGUCUUGCUUAUGUAUCAUGUCAACGGCAAUUAGAAAUAGUAAAAAAUUCGAAUUAUUGUGAAUAUUUACGUCCACCUAUUGAUCGUUAUCGAACUUUACAAUUUGGUUCAUUUGAUGAAAUUCGAGAAGUGGGUUAUCAUCAUGGCAAAGCUGUUUUUCAUGGUUGGUCAAAACUAGAAUCAUAUGAUGCUGUUUUUCUUAAACAAAAACUUCAUUCAUCUAGAGAAAAACUAUUACGACUACGUAAACAAGAAUCGACUGGAGCAAAGUUUAUUGAUCUAGCUGAAUUAAUAACUCGAGUACGUGAACCACCAAAAGAUGAUUAUGACGACGACGACGAUGAUGAUGAUGGUGAUGAUGAUGAUGAAAUUGCAACAACAAACACCGAAGAUUCACAUACUUCAAUUUCAAGUAAUACAAAGCCUCGUACAAGAAAAAUAUCACAUACAAAUAAUAGAUGGCUUAGUAAUGUUGGUGGUGGUUUAAGACGUUAUAGAAGACGUGUUCGAUUAAUUUCUCGUCCUGAAACACCACCUAUAAUCGUUCAAGGAGAUAGUCGACAAAUAUUACCUGUAGUUAAUCCCAAUGAUGACAAUUAA
Messenger RNA from Rotaria sp. Silwood2, 4353 nucleotides. The record is from the annotation of a GenBank genome assembly. NCBI's taxonomy places the organism in Eukaryota, Metazoa, Rotifera, Eurotatoria, Philodinida, Philodinidae.